UUUUUUUAAGAGACUCUUCUGCUGACUCCAAACUUUUCCUGGAAAAAUGAAUCAUUCCCACCAUAUGGACCACAUGACCACCACGGCUUCACACUCCCAUGGCGGCGGAGACGACAACAUGAUGAUGAUGAUGCCCAUGAGCUUCUACUUUGGCUUUAAGAAUGUGAACCUAUUGUUUUCCGGGUUGGUGAUCAAUACAGAAGGAGAAAUGGCUGGAGCGUUUGUGGCAGUGUUUCUUCUAGCAAUGUUCUACGAGGGACUUAAGAUAGCCCGAGAAGGCCUACUACGGAAGUCACAAGUCAGCAUCCGCUAUAAUUCCAUGCCUGUCCCAGGACCAAAUGGAACCAUCCUUAUGGAGACACACAAAACUGUUGGGCAGCAGAUGCUGAGCUUUCCUCACCUCCUGCAGACAGUGCUGCAUAUCAUCCAGGUGGUCAUCAGCUACUUCCUCAUGCUCAUCUUCAUGACCUACAACGGGUACCUCUGCAUUGCAGUGGCAGCAGGGGCCGGGACGGGAUACUUUCUCUUCAGUUGGAAGAAAGCAGUGGUUGUGGACAUCACAGAGCAUUGCCAUUGAUGGCAGACUCUCAGCGUGGCCUUAACGAUUGCAGUGGGAAGCAGUUUGAGACUGGAAGACAUGGUUCCUGCUCCAAUCAUCUCUUCUUGCUCCUCUUUAUAUAUAUAUAUAUACACACACACACACCCUGAUCAACAGAGGUUUAGUUUACAGUCCCUGAGGUAAAGUGACAACCUCCUAAACUGUUUUCUACUAAGUUGAGAUGCCCAUUUUUCUUAACGAGAAGUUGCCCGAGAUGUCUUCUCCCUUAUCAUUUUAGAUCCCAGUUACGUGUUCUCGUGUAGUCUGGGUAGCUUUCUAUUCAAUGACAUAAUCAUCCAUCUGCUUCCUUUUCUAAUCUUCUGGGUUUCUUUUAACAGACAGCAUAUGAAUGUGGUGGUGGUUUUUUUCCUGAGUCAGUGAUGGAAAGGUUUGGAAUUUCAGCAGGGUUGAUAGCAGCUAAGCCCAGAGCUCAGCACUUGACCUUAGAAAAUCAGUUCUAGUCUUUGGACUCAAGAAGUGGGAAUUACACUGUGCCUUUCUCCCCAAGUGAUAUAGUGUGCAAAGGGGUGGUUGAGAUGAAAUACAGGCCCAGAGUUUACAGAGUGUGUGUUCUUGGUUGCUGACUCAUCCAUUUCUAUUCCCACUUAUCAUUUUGAUUAGAAUUAAUUUCUUGAUCUUCCCCCCUUAAAAAAAAAGACAAUCAAUUUGAAAAAAAAAUAGGAGUAGAUAUUUUAAAAGAAAACUGUAAACCAUUGCCAUUUUACUUUAACUUUAUACCUUGGUUCAUCUCAGCCAAAUGAAGCAAAAGCGUUCAGAUUGUUUCCCAUUACUGUUUUCACAUAUCUGACUUCAGACCAGUGAUUUUCAAACUUUAAAUUCAUAAGAAUUAUCAAGAGGCUUUGUUGAAACACUAAUUGCUGUUGAUGGUCAGGAGGCCCACACUUUCAGAAUCUCUGCGUUAAAUUAAGGAAGAAUCACCUGGUAUUAGGCAUGCACAUUUGGAUUGCAGAUUGGUAGAUUGUACAUCUGGGAAUAAUUUAUGUCACAAAUGCUGCUGGUGAAUAUUUAAGCAUUCCAAAAACUUGCACGCAGUUCCAACAGUGUGUGCCUGCACCAUUGCACAUUUGCAGGAAGGGCUGCAGCCAGAGUAGUUUUAUUGGCAUGGAUGAAGUAGUACUUUAUCACUACUCCUUUAUUUAAAGAGCUGUGGUUUCUUGGAAGGGUUCAAACAUUGAGAGAAAUCUUUGAUAUGCAGUGUAAACUAGCCAGCCCGUCCUAGGGCAGAGGGGUGAAAGUUCAACUUUCUCUUUGGAGAGACCUAGGGUGUGGUCUGCUGAUGAUCAAAUUUGUGUCAGUUCCCAACAUCCAUGCCCAUACCAGGCAGAACCUCAUCCUCUAUAUGACCAUCUUUGUCACUCCUGGGGGCUUAAUUAGACCACAAGUGGCCAAAAAUCUCUUUUCUCAAUGAAGAAUCACAUUGGAUCUUUAUUCUGUUCAUUGUUAAUCUACACUGCAGUCCUGUUCCAGUCCAAACUACCUCGGUAAAGUGAUUCUUCAGUGCUUGGUCUGCUAACCCCUACCUUCCUUAUGGCCAGGCCCAUCUGUGCCUCAGGCAGAGGAGACAAAACGCAGCUCUGCUGUUGGUUUGUGUUAUGGUUUUGAAGUUUGUACUCUCUCUGUGGGUGCCAGUUAAAUAUUGGAGAGUGAGGAAUGUGCACUUCUAUGGCUUUGAACCAAGAAAGGGUUAUGAGCCUACUAGAUCGGGGGUAAAAAAUCCAAGGACCAGACUAUAGAACUUUGUGCUUUUCUCUCAGUUCAUCAACUUGAAGUGCUGAUCCUCAGAAUGGGCGGAAUGAAUGCCAGAUACUGACAGGUCAGCAGCAAGGCGUGACUAGCUCGUGGCUGUCUCAGAAGCCAACGGUUAAUAAAACCCUGAGAAACAAGUAAGAAUCAGUGCUUGGUGGUGACUCUGGUGCUCUCUAGACAUCUCAGCAUGAGCUGCUGUAAAACAGCCUUCCUGUAAUGGGACCUUAUCAGUAAGGUAAGAAAAAUCAAGGCCAGUUAAGAGUGUUAAGGAUCUGAAACUAACAGAAAUAAUCUGGAAACCUGAAAUGUAGAGAUUCCAAAGGAUGAAGCUAGUGAAGGAAAAAAGGUUUAAAUUCUUUUCAUCUUUCUUGACCUGUUGGAUUGCCAUCAAUACAGUUAUCUCAUUGACAUUCAUUUCUGUAUUCCUGUUCUUUUGGAAUUUAAGGCCUGAUGUCUUUGUUCGUUUUGUUUGUAAACAUCUCUUUUCCUCCUUCGCUAUUUACAACUAUUAGAAGACUGAAUCCCCCCACCUCUUUUUGACCUCUUAUUCUGCUCUGCUUUUCCCUUCCUGGCUUUCAGUCUUUCCUCCUACUCCCGCCCCAUAGUCUAGUUUAUUGAUGUACCCUAGCCCUCCUGAUGCAGUGGGCAUUGCAAUGUCAUUGAUAUAAAUACCGGAAGUUGGUAUUUAUAAGGCUGUUAGAGACCUUAAGCAUGCUUUAAGAAGCAAUUGCCCUACUCAAAUUUCUGUAUGUCUGGGAAAAGGGCUACCUCGUACCCUCCUUAGAGUUAUAGACUCCUAGGUGCUGUCUCCAGUCUAUGAUGGAGGAAAACUCAACACCCUCAUUACCCACACAUCAGGAACCCUUACUCUAUCUGCCAUGGGAUUAGAAGUUAGAAGUUUCUUCACUACUCUUUAGUAGGGUUGUCCGGAAAUCCUUCCAGGCGGUGGGGACUGUUCUUGGGCUCUGAUCCCAAAAUGUUCCUUGCAAAAGCAGCUGGAGGAAAGAGGGCAUUAGGUACCCUUUCCUGUCAUUUAAUUUUGAUUCUGCCCUCUCUAGCUGCUUCUUCAAAAGACACAUCUCCAGUCUUGUUUGCUAUAAUGCCUUAAUCACUGGGUCUACAAUUAAUGUUGACUAGUUUAGAUUGUAAGCUCCUGGAGAGCAGUAUUGCUGUAGUAGGAAUGUUUUAACAGUGUCAUGUGCAAAAGAACAAAAUAAAUAUUUUGAUUUUGUGA
Ochotona princeps (American pika) is the source of this 3599-nucleotide messenger RNA. RefSeq names its product solute carrier family 31 member 1 (gene SLC31A1). NCBI's taxonomy places the organism in Eukaryota, Metazoa, Chordata, Mammalia, Lagomorpha, Ochotonidae. Gene Ontology annotation, biological process: copper ion transmembrane transport. Gene Ontology annotation, molecular function: copper ion transmembrane transporter activity. The transcript has 4 exons. Gene Ontology annotation, cellular component: membrane. The coding region runs from base 47 to 577 and encodes 176 amino acids. The record is from RefSeq and is a predicted model, not a curated record.